Panonychus citri (citrus red mite) is the source of this 757-nucleotide messenger RNA. RefSeq names its product glycoprotein-N-acetylgalactosamine 3-beta-galactosyltransferase 1-like. Gene Ontology annotation, cellular component: membrane. Lineage: Eukaryota; Metazoa; Arthropoda; Arachnida; Trombidiformes; Tetranychidae. The transcript is spliced from 2 exons. Gene Ontology annotation, molecular function: N-acetylgalactosaminide beta-1,3-galactosyltransferase activity. Bases 133 to 603 code for a protein of 156 amino acids. The record is from RefSeq and is a predicted model, not a curated record.
AAUUGAAUCAAAUUUAAUUUCGUUACAAAAAGUAAGUUCAAUUCUCUCUCUUUCAUUUGAUAAUUUUUCUCACCAGGAGAUUACACCGUUGCUGAUGAACUUUACCAAUCAGUUCGAGUAUUAUGUUGGAUUAUGACCAAUCCCAAGAACUACCAAUCAAAGGCUCGUCACAUUAAGGCCACUUGGGGUAAAAGAUGUAAUAAGUUACUUUUCAUGAGUUCGACGUACGAUUCAACCUUACCGACGGUUAAAUUGGACGUUGAAGAAGGUCGAGAUCAACUUUGGGCUAAAACUCGUGAAGCUUUUCGAUACAUUUACAAUAAUCACUUAAAUGAGGCCGAUUGGUUCAUGAAAGCCGAUGAUGAUACUUAUGUUGUUGUCGAGAAUCUCAGAUAUUUCCUAUCCAGUCAGAAUUCAUCUCAGCCCAUUUAUUUUGGGUGUAAAUUCAAGCCCUAUGUCCACCAAGGGUACAUGUCUGGUGGUGCUGGUUAUGUGUUAAGUAAAGAGGCACUUGAACGUUUCGUUGUCAAAGGAUUGGACCCACUGAACCACCCUGAUGCAACAAACUUUUUGUUGUUCUGUGGUUUUAAUUGUUGGUGUUGAAGGUUAACAAUUAAUUUAAUAUGGAAACCAAUUGAUUCUCAAUGAUAACUUAUUUUUUAAAUCGAAAGCUUUCUCGAAAUGGUUUGCCGAAUGGAAACAAUUUAAAAUAAUCGUUUUAAUAGUAAUGAUAAUUAUCAUUUAAAUUGAUUAUAAA